AUGGAGCAACUAGAGACGGGACCCAGCAGUGGGACUCGACCACAGAGGACCACGACCGACCCCCGUCACACUGGAGGCAACAGUAGCACUAACAAGUGCUACGUGUGUGAUCAGACAGGACACUAUGCUAGACACUAUCCUAACAAGAAACCAGCUGGAGGUGCACCAGCUAGGAAACCAGUGGGAGAUAGGCCCCGAGCACUAGGGCGUGUAUUUGCAUUGACGACUACAGAGGCGACUCAGUCAGGUAACCUGGUACAGGAUACUUGUUUGUUGUUUGGUAACCGUGUGGUAGUGCUUUAUGAUUCAGGAGCUACCCAUUCAUUCGUAUCUAAUGAAUGUGUGAGGAGGCUCGGGCUUGUGAUACGGGAGCUGGGGUGCGAAUUAAUAGUCGCCACACCAGCGUCAAACGAGGUGUCCACUAGUUUUGUGUGCGUGGGAUGCCCUAUGGAGGUGGUGGGUCGCAGAUUCAAGGUGAAUUUGAUUUGCUUGCCCAUGGAGGGUCUGGAUGUCAUUAUGGGUAUGGACUGGUUGUCGAGCAACCAUGUGGUGAUUGAUUGCGGACGACGCAUGGUGGUAUUCCCUGAGAUAGUAGGGUUGGAGCUCUUCUCUUCUAAUCAGGCUGUGAAGGAAAUUGAGGAUGGAGCCACAUGUUUCAUGAUUAUGGCUCAUGCAGAGAAGUUGAGUACUGCAGAGAGAAUCAGUAGAAUUCAUGUGAUGGAGAAGUAUGCAGACAUCUUCCCGGAUGAAAUUCCGGAGUUGCCACUGAGUCGGGAUGUGGAUUUCACCAUUGAUCUCAUCCCUGGAGCUGGUCCAGUAUCCAUGACACCCUAUCGGAUGGCACCAGCUGAGUUAUUUGAACUGAAGAAGUAG
Molecule: messenger RNA, 873 nt
Organism: Vigna unguiculata (cowpea)
Lineage: Eukaryota; Viridiplantae; Streptophyta; Magnoliopsida; Fabales; Fabaceae
Molecular function (GO): zinc ion binding; nucleic acid binding
Source: RefSeq, a predicted model, not a curated record